Molecule: messenger RNA, 1455 nt
Organism: Plectropomus leopardus (leopard coralgrouper)
Lineage: Eukaryota; Metazoa; Chordata; Actinopteri; Perciformes; Serranidae
Gene: sult1st6
Product: sulfotransferase family 1, cytosolic sulfotransferase 6
Molecular function (GO): sulfotransferase activity
Source: RefSeq, a predicted model, not a curated record
UAGAAGGAGGGUGAAAAGUAACAUGUUUUAGAGUGACUGAGGCACUUAGCUUCAGCUGAAGGUUCAGGAAGGAUUGUUCUCAGAUGUUGGAGAAGAUUUAGGAGAGAAGAAAUCAAGAGGGGACCGAUACAAAAGGUUUUGCAGCAGCUAAGGAAACAAGGAGAUCAAGAAAGAGUGACGAGGAUGUGUACACAGUGAUUAAGCAGGAAGAGGUUUGCAGACAGCUGGAAUCCAUGUUAUUACAGAAGCAAAUCAGCUGUGAGUGUUUGUCAGAGGACCAAAAACCAUCUGAGAGAGGAGCUGCAGGGGUGAAACACCGUACCUGUCUUACCUGAGACAUUUUCACAGUUCAAUUUUUUGUUCUCUCAACUAAGCUUUUGAAAGUAUCGUAAGUCAUGUCGGAGGAAGAAAAGUUGUCCUACAGUGAAGCCAUUAAAAAGGCAGGCGCUGCCAUCACCCGCUUUCCACUCAAACCAGUCAAGGGAGUUCCCCUCAUGUGCUUCAUCGCCAACAACUGGGACUCCAUCUGGGCUUUCCAUCCUGACCCCUCAGACAUCCUCAUUGCCACUUACCCAAAAGCAGGGACCACAUGGACCCAGGAGAUAGUUGACCUGCUUCUUCAUAACGGAGAUGCUGAGGCCUGCAAACGAGCCCCCACACCCAUCCGCAGUCCUUUCCUCGAGAUCUUCUCCCCACCACCUAUCCCCUCAGGUCUUGAUCUUUUGAAGACCAUGGAUCCUCCAAGAAUCAUCAAGACACAUCUUUCUUUUCACCUGGUGCCUCCUGGAUUUUGGGAAAACAAGUGCAAGGUUAUCUACGUGGCACGCAAUGCCAAAGACAACCUGGUGAGCUACUACCACUUUGAUUGUAUGAAUCUGACCCAGCCUGAGCCAGGGCCGUGGGAGGGCUACGUGACCAAGUUCAUGAAAGGAGAGCUGGCGUGGGGCUCCUGGUAUGACCAUGUGAAAGGUUACUGGGUGGAGAGAGAGAGGAAGAAUAUCCUCUACCUCUUCUAUGAGGACAUGAAAGAGAAUCCUCGGCGUGAAGUGGAGCGCAUCAUGAAGUACCUGGAGUUGUCGGUCUCCGAUGAGGUCAUCAGCCGGAUCGUGGAGCUCACCUCCUUUAAGAACAUGAAGAAGAAUCCUAUGGCCAACUACUCCUGCAUCCCAGACACUAUUUUUGAUAAGUCCAUCUCCCACUUCAUGAGAAAAGGUGAAGUAGGCGAUUGGAAAAACUAUUUCACAACCGAGCAAUCAAAGACGUUUGAUGAAGAUUAUGAAAAGCAAAUGAAGGGAGUCAACAUACCAUUCAGGACCCUCAUCUAAUGGAUUUUGUGUUUUCCAAACUGAAGUAGCUGUGCAAACCAAAGAUUGAUUAACUAAUACUGUACAGCACUCACAGGGCAGAAAUACUGAGAACUGAGAAAAUCUGAAAUAAGCUAAAUGCCAAAACAAG